Molecule: messenger RNA, 210 nt
Organism: Microthlaspi erraticum
Lineage: Eukaryota; Viridiplantae; Streptophyta; Magnoliopsida; Brassicales; Brassicaceae
Source: the annotation of a GenBank genome assembly
GUCAAUCGAUCUGGAGAGCUUUAUGCUGAGUAUUCUAUCAGCGCUGAGUUAACCGAUGUGGUCAUGAGUCUGAAUAUAUUUCAGUUGCAGCAGAUUCUUAUUCUGUUAGAUUACUUGCAAACUAGCCAAUUGCGUGAGAGGUAUGGGCGGUAUCGUCCCUGCUCCACUUCCUUAUCGAGGAAACCUCCAGGAUGGCAGAAACUUUGGUAG